UUUAUGAACUUGUCUUCUCACUUUCUAGACUUAUCCCCAACAUUUUCUUAGCUCAUGGUAGUUAAGUCCCUUUCCUAAUUUGUCAUUUUUUCUUCUUCUGUAUACAUAAUGAACAGCAGCAAGCAGUUGAUAUGUUACCCAAAUGUUUUGGGAUAGUCUAUUUUAUAGGAGAAGACAAGAAAGAGAAGCCAAAUUAAAUAUGGAUUGGAAUAAUAAUAGUGAUAUCUUAAAAAACUCAUCAGCCUUUGUUUCUUGCACCCCCGAGAUCUCCUCCAGCAACUUACUUUACAAUAUUAACCAACUUGAUAGUUUUCCUGGUUUAGAGGUAAUAAAGCAUCAAUGUUCAGUUGAUGAGAUGAUGGGUUCAAAUAUUGUUGCAACGCCAAGUAUGGGAAUGGGAAGAGACAUGAUUAUGAUGAGUUUUGGCAAUAAUCAAGAGAAGAUGAAAAGGCGGUUGACGACGAAUCAACUAGAGUCAUUAGAGAGUAGUUUUCAGGAAGAGAGGAAGUUAGACCCUGAUAGAAAGAUGAAGCUUGCAAGAGAGCUGGGUCUUCAACCUCGCCAAGUUGCGGUGUGGUUCCAAAAUAGAAGAGCAAGGUGGAAGGCUAAGAAACUUGAGUAUUUGUAUGAUGCUCUUAAGCUUGAAUUUGAAAAUGUGUCUAAGGAGAAGCAGAAACUCCAAGAUGAGGUACUAAAAUUGAAGUCUAUGCUUAUGCAACAAGCCACAAAGAAACAAGUUUACAACUAUACAGAAGCCUCCUGUGAAGAGACCGUAGAAAGCUCGUCGGUUGCAAUUCCAAAUUCUGAUCAUCACAAGAACGCACAAGCCGUUUUCAGUCGUGGGCACAACAACAAAGAGGGUCAUCAUCUCUUCAAUGUUGACGAUUACAAUGCAGUCUCACCAUGUUAUUGGGGUGCUUUUGCAUGAUUAAUAUAUAAAUUAAUUAACUUGUGCUUGAAAAUUACAUUAAAUAAAUUAAUAUAUGUCUAUAUCUUAAGGUUUUUUUAAGAGACUUUAACUAGCUAAAUACUACAAUGUGAAAUGGUACGUACGACUAGCAUUUUGGGAGCUUUCACGCAUAAUUACCCUUGCAUUU
Molecule: messenger RNA, 1097 nt
Organism: Beta vulgaris subsp. vulgaris (sugar beet)
Lineage: Eukaryota; Viridiplantae; Streptophyta; Magnoliopsida; Caryophyllales; Amaranthaceae
Product: homeobox-leucine zipper protein ATHB-22
Exons: 3
Coding region: 143-928 (261 amino acids)
Biological process (GO): positive regulation of DNA-templated transcription
Cellular component (GO): nucleus
Molecular function (GO): sequence-specific DNA binding; DNA-binding transcription factor activity, RNA polymerase II-specific
Source: RefSeq, a predicted model, not a curated record